GCAGACGUGGGUGGGGGAGUGAGGGGUAAUUUUAACUAUGAGCGAGAGCUUAAGAGAGAGCGAGAGAGAGAGAGGCUGCGCCGUACGGGUGAGCGGCGGGAUCCGUUAGCAGGGCUUUUCUUUGCGUUCGGGGAUCUUGGCUCGCAGCCCAGCUGGCGUUUUUUGUAAUCAAGGCAUGAUUCGGGACUCCAUGCGCUUCUUCCCCGAGCCGCGUCGGCUGCCUGCCGUUUGGAAGGAUCCCAGAUUUCCCUGCUGACAUGAACAGAGCUAGUCCCACAGAAAUGAUGAUGAUGAAGAAGGAACACAAGGACGCAGAGCUGGAUAAAAAGAUCAAGGCCUUACGGAAGAAAAAUGAAGCGCUUAUGAAACGCUACCAGGAAGUGGAGGAGGAUAAAAAGCGGGCGGAACAGGAAGGGAUGGCACUCCACAGCAGGAAGGGAAAGCCUGAUGAUCUGACCAUCACCAUCAACAAAUCCUCCAACGAUCAGCGUGUGGUGACCAAGCGUUCGGGCCCCGGAGGACUGAGGGACGGAGAGCAGGAGAAGGAUCCGGGAUCGAGCGUCUUCAGCAUCGGGAGAGGAAAGAGACGGCAGCUGCUCGUCACAACAUCAGGGAACGUCAAGGGGAAGAGGGUUUUCGGCGAACGAAAGGACAGAAACCGUCCCGUGAGUCCAGCGAGGUUGAAGUCUUGCGUUGAGGAAGAGCUGGAGUCUCUGCACAGUACACAAGGAAAACGGCGACCUCAGUCAACAAAGAGAGACAUGGAGGACGACGCAGGAAAACCGGAUCGAUGUGAGGACUCGUAUGUCGUCCCGGUCACAGAGGCCAUGGCUGACCUGAACCUCGUCUCAUCCCAAGAAGAGCAGCUGGAGUACCUGCGAUGGAAGAAGGAGCGCGAGGAGAUCGACCGCGAGCGCGUGGCCCGACACAAGAACGCCAAAGGCCAGUGGAGGAGAGCCUGGGACAUGGAGAAGAGCGAUCUGAUGUUCUCUGAAAAGGAACACGGAGGAACAUCAAACAGAGGAGGUCGAAACACCAGGAGAGGAAAUAUGAGAGCAGAACAAUCCAGAGUUCGACAGCAAGCGUCAGACGGGACGGGGAAGUGUGUUCCAGUGGAGGGCAGUAAAGCCAAGGGGAAAGACCGUCUGACGGGUCGAGCGAGGAGGUGGGAUGCUAAAGAGCAGGACGAGCAUUUGCAGGUGUGUCCAGAGAGCAGCUUGCAGGAGUUUUUAGAGGAACUCGACGCUCUUUGUGCUCCUGAGGUGGAGAGCGUCAAUCCAGAGACUGACAUUGAAAACACAAAGCCACGUGCAUCUGAAGACUCCGCCGGUGUCGCAGACCACAGUAGACGUGUUUCUACAGACGUGUCCGUUCUCAAGGCCACUGAGAAAAAGGUCCGCUUUUCUGAGAACAGUGAUACGAAUGGCACAGAAACACCUUCACAGGUCAAGAACGGCUCUGUGGAAGAAGACAGACAAACACUGGCGCGAGACGACAGCGAAUGUAUCCCGGAGGAGAUCAAAGAGCGGGAAAACCGUGUGCAGAGACCGAACCCGCUCACUGAAGCCAGCGAAGCGUCGUGUCCCAAACCCGGAGAUGUUCGUAUAUCAGCAGAACCGCACGAGAACCAACCUGUUGAACACACCAAAAGCUGCUCUAACAGAGGAAACGAAGAACUGAUGGACUCGAGUCUGUCUGUCCUGAAUCUGGAGCCGGCCGAGUCUCUUCCCGACCGCAGCACCAGCGCUGAUAUGGCCAGAGAGAAUGGGAAAGUGGUUUAGAUGGGAAAUGCACUAAACCCAAAACAAACAGAAGAACGGAAAUAUCAUUGGCUCAUGUCGAGUUACUCUAAACGCUUCUGUGCUUGGAGUGUUUUUGGGAAGGUUUGAGCGUCGUGUGGUUUUACUGGAUGCUGAACGCUGAAAACACUGGUUGUGAUUGUUCUGCUUAGUUUAUCUUCUCGUAGGUUAAAGAUUGUUAAUGCUUCAGCGCACAGUUAACCUUCAUCUAAGCCACUUUGGUGGGAUUUCAGUCUGAAAGCACUACAAACAACUUGAAUGUGUAACUUCAUGAAGUUUAGUGGAACAAACCCAUAGACACGGUGUGCAUUUAGACUUAACCAGCACACUAGCUGACUAACCUAGUCUUCUACACUAGUAUUCUUCAUCUUAACUCGUAUAUAUCUGACAGAAGCACAUGUGUCGUGGGAUUUGGUGUGGAUGGUUCACAAGGAUUGUACAAGUAUGUUAAUUAGCACUUUAUUGGGUAUGAAUGAACUGAAGGGUAUAAAACCAUUUGUUUUGUUUUGCUCUUUGAUUAAAAAUGAAGGACUAUUAAGGUCUAAAUUAUUGUUUUACAAAAGACUGCAGAAUGUUUUGGUUUCUGGUGGGUCGUUUGAAGCAGGUUCUCUGCUAGUUUAGCACUCAAACUGGUAAUUGUUUGAUUGUAAAUGGUAAUAAGUUUUAAUCGUGCUGAUGUUUCAUCAGUCCAGAUGAGUUGCACGGUGUUACGGUUUGAAGAACACACUUAAGUGACUAAAGGUUGAUUUUUAUAUUUUGCUGUCACUUUAAUUAAGUAUUUUGUGUUCAUUUGUGUUCUUUUGAAAUGAAUGUUAAAUAUUAAUAAUAAGCAUUAAAAACUUUUACCAGCCCUGUGCUGUGAUGCUUGCAC
Sinocyclocheilus grahami is the source of this 2670-nucleotide messenger RNA. It is a transcript of the gene ccdc9b, whose product is annotated as coiled-coil domain containing 9B. The transcript has 14 exons. The coding region runs from base 258 to 1781 and encodes 507 amino acids. The record is from RefSeq and is a predicted model, not a curated record. NCBI's taxonomy places the organism in Eukaryota, Metazoa, Chordata, Actinopteri, Cypriniformes, Cyprinidae.